Molecule: messenger RNA, 4992 nt
Organism: Prunus armeniaca (apricot)
Lineage: Eukaryota; Viridiplantae; Streptophyta; Magnoliopsida; Rosales; Rosaceae
Source: the annotation of a GenBank genome assembly
AUGCCCUCGCAUACACCUCUCUCCGCUUACGCGUGCCCCUGUUCCAGCAGCUCCGAACCCCCAAUUCCAGCAGCUCCGAACCCCCCAUUUUCUGCAACUCAUAACCCCCAAGUUCCAGCAGCUCUGCAAUCUCCCACUCUUGCCCAUGUUCCUCACAUGCACACCCGUCUUCAAGAUGGCAUUCAAAAGCCCAAGCUUUAUACUGACGACACUAAUAAAUACCUCAUUCCCCGUGCCUUAUUAAUUGUUGUUGAUCAUACUGAACCUACUUAUUUUUCACAGGCCACUAAGCAUCCUGAAUGGCAUGACGCCAUGACUGAAGAAAUCAAUGCACUUCUCAAAAAUCAUACAUGGUCUUUGGUUCCUUCCUCUCCUUCUCAGAACUUGGUUAGGUGCAAGUGGGUUUUUUGGAUUAAGCGUCAGUCUAACGGCUCCAUUGAACACUAUAAAGCUCGUCUAGUUGCCAAGGGUUUUCAUCAACGUCCGGGCAUAAACUAUGCUGAAACCUUCAGUCAUGUUGUCAAGCCUGCCACCAUUUGCACUGUUCUUAGUCUUGUAGUUUCUCGUGGUUGGUCCAUUCGUCAACUUGAUGUCAAAAAUUCUUUUCUCCAUGGGUUUCUUCAAGAAGAUGUCUACAUGGCUCAACCCCCUGGUUUCAUUGAUUCCACUUGUCCUUCUUAUGUUUCUGAACCUGGUUAUGAAGUCUUGAGCAGGUUCAUCUUCACUCUGUUUGAGGGCAGCAAGCCGCUUAAAACCCUACGGUACUAUCCUAUGGCCUCCUCUGACUCUCUACCUCCUUCUUCCUCUUCUUCCUCCUCUUCUUCCUCUUCUUCCUCCUCUUCCUCUCUCUCUCCUUUUUCAGCUUCUGCCAUUCCCUCCCACCACAUCGCCACUCUCAUCCCUGUCAAACUCAACAGAGAUAACUAUCUUCUCUGGAAAUCCCUCUUCACUCCCAUUCUGCAGAAUGCUGACCUUUAUGGCCUUCUUGAUGGUUCUAACCAAUGCCCACCCCAAUUUCUUUCUACCCUUGAAUCUAAUCCCGCUUAUCCUACAUGGGUUGCCAGAGAUCGUACCUGCAAAAUUUGGCUCCAUGCUGCCAUCUCUGAGUCUGUUCUCCCUUAUACAGUCGGUUGCUCCUCCGCCAAAUCUCUCUGGGACAACCUCGAGAAACGCUUCUCUGCCAUCACUCGCUCCCAUAUCCUUCAGCUUAAGGGUCAGCUCCAAACCCUGAAAAAGGGAUCUAACCCGAUGAUGCUCUAUCUUGAAAAAAUCAAGGCUCUUGCCGACGGUCUAGCCGCCGUCGGGGCUCCCCUUGCCGAUCUUGACCUUAUUGCUCACAUUCUUCGUGGCCUCCCACCUGAGUAUGACUCUUUUGGUACUUCGAUCAGAGUCCGCUCUGACCCCAUCGACCCUGAUGCUCUUCAUGGUCUCCUGAUUAGUGAAGAGAUUGAAAUUCUACAACGUGACACCCUAAAUCCCAUUUCUAACUCAUCUGCCCCUUUUCAGGCCUUUCAUACCUCUGUUCAUUUCAGGCCCACCUCUUCCCGCCCUUCUCCCGGCCCAAAUCCUCCCAAAUACACGUCCAACCCACCUCUCCUACCCACCCCAUCUACUCCACCUUACCUCUCUCAGCCCAAUACCUUUUCCCACUCAUCCCACAAUCGCUUCCGUCAAACCCCUAAAAUCAGUUGUCAAAUUUGCAACAAACCCAACCACACCGCCAUCGAAUGUCGCCAUCGCUCCAACUUCGCCUAUCAAGGCCGCUCCCCUCCUGCUCGCUUCACUGCCAUGACUGCUACGCACUCUCCUUCCCCCUCCAGCUCCCUCUGGUAUGCAGAUACUGGUGCAACCAACCAUGUCACUCCUGACCUUCACAAUCUCUCUCACCAGCUCCCCUAUCAAGGCAAUGACAAAGUCCUCGUUGGCAGUGGUGAAGGUUUACCGAUUGCCAAUACUGGUUCCUCCACAGCCUCUGCUUCUUCUUCCUCUUUUAAAUUGAACAAUAUUUUACAUAUCCCUCGCAUUACUCAAAAUCUGUUAUCUGUGCGUCGCUUUGUUUGUGAUAACCACUGCAUACUAAUGUUCACUCCUUUUGAAUGUCUUGUGAAGGAUCUAGCCUCGGGACGCCUUCUCUAUCGUGGCCCCACUGAUGGCCAUCUAUAUCCUAUCAACCUCUCAAUUUUUCCCAAGUCUCCACCUGCUGCUCUUCUCAGUACCAAGGCUUCCACUUCCCUGUGGCACAAGCGUCUGGGCCACCCCUCCUCCGUCACCGUUCAACACAUCAUCUCUCACUAUCGUCUUCCUCUCCACCGCUCUUCAGCUCAUCCAUCUAUUUGUCAAGACUGUCAAUUAGGCAGAAGUUCCAAGUUACCUUUUAGCACAUCUAGCACCACUACUUCCUCUCCUUUAGAAUUAAUACACACCGAUGUUUGGGGGCCUUCCCCUGUUCCCUCUGUAUCUGGAUAUCGAUUUUACAUUAUUUUCAUAGAUGAUUUCUCAAGAUUUACUUGGCUUUAUCCCCUUCACACUAAAACUAAUGUCUUUACGGUUUUUCAGCAGUUUAAGUCUCUGGUUGAAAAUCAAUUUAAUAUGAAAAUUAAGAUAGUCCGUUGUGAUAACGAUGGUGAGUUCACUAGCACACACUUUCGACAAUUUCUAGCCUCUCAUGGCAUCAUUCAGCAACUUACAUGCCCUCAUACCCCUGAACAAAACGGCAUGUCUGAACGUAAACACCGACAUAUAAUUGAGCUUACUCGCACCCUAUUUGCGCAGUCUCAUCUGCCAAUCAAAUAUUGGGUUGAGAUUGCUCAGACAUCCGUAUAUCUAAUCAAUCGAUUGCCUUCACUUUCCUUGCAGAAAACAAGUCCAUUGCAGAAACUGUUCAACUGUACUCCUGACUACCAAUUUCUCAAAGCGUAUGGCUGUGCUUGCUAUCCUUGGCUCCGUCCGUAUUCCUCUCACAAGCUCGAAUUUCGCAGCAAACCCUGCAUCUUCAUUGGCUAUGGUGUCCAUCAAAAAGGCUAUCGAUGCCUUGAUCAGAGUUCUGGCCGUGUAUAUGUUUCUCGUCAUGUGGUAUUUGACGAACAUCAUUUUCCCUUCACUGAGCCACACCCUUCCCCUGCAGCUUCCCAGGCUUCUACCCCUCCUCCCUCAUCUCCAUAUCUUCCCAUUCCUCCUCCCCAAUCUACUUAUUUAACUCCCCAACCCCCUUGCCCUGCUUCUACCCAACCUCAUUCCCCACCUCGGUCUCCAACAUCCUCAACCUCAGCCCCAAUCCCACCCUCACCUCCACCUUUUCCCGCUCCUCUGCCCCCUCCUUCCAACACACAUCCCAUGCAAACUCGAUCCAAAUCCGGUAUCACCAAGCCAAAAACCUUUCUCACCCGUCAUCCAUUUCCGCAGGCUUACCUUACCACUUCCUCCUCUCCCAAAAUCCCUUCUACUUACAAACAGGCAGCCCAAGACCCCAAAUGGCUACAGGCCAUGCAAGAUGAAAUUGCUGCUCUUCGUAAAACAAAAACGUGGUCCCUUGUCCCUCCUAGUAAUGCUCACAACCUCGUUGGUUGUAAAUGGGUCUUCCGGAUCAAACAGCAUGCUGAUGGAUCCAUUGAGCGCUAUAAAGCUCGGCUUGUCCCCAAGGGAUUUAACCAACUUCAGGGCAUUGACUAUUCUGAAACCUUCAGCCCCGUUGCCAAACCGACAACCAUUCGGAUUCUACUGUCAUUGGCUGUCCAGAACAAUUGGCCAAUCUCCCAACUUGAUGUGUCCAAUGCAUUUCUCCAUGGGCAUCUUCAAGAACAGGUGUUUAUGAUGCAGCCUCCAGGUUUUACAGAUCCUUCCUAUCCCCACUAUGUUUGUCAGUUGCAUCGUUCCUUGUAUGGCCUUAAACAGGCUCCUCGUGCUUGGUAUGAGGAACUACAAGAUGCUCUUCUCUCCUUGGGCUUCAAGACAUCCACUGCCGAUACAUCUUUGUUUAUCAAAAUCGAUACCUCUGCCACUUUUCUACUUGUUUAUGUUGAUGACAUUGUCAUCACUGGCAGUGACUCCAACUACUGCACCUCUCUUAUUUCCCAACUUCGUCAACAAUUUGCAAUCAAGGAUUUGGGACCCCUCCACUACUUCUUGGGCUUAGAAGUGCACCGUGAUUUGUCAGGGCUUUCUCUUAGCCAAACAAAAUACACUGUUGAUCUCCUCAAAAAGACUGACAUGAUUGAUGCCAAACCAUCCCCAUCUCCAGCCACCAUCUCCAAAUUAGACUCCCAAACAGGUUCUCUAUUGUCUGAUCCCACCACUUACCGAUCCAUUGUAGGUGCCCUCCAAUACUUGACAUGGACUCGGCCAGACAUCACUUAUGCUGUCAACCAAGUUUGCCAAUACCUUCAUGCUCCUACUACAUUUCACCUCACAGCCGUCAAAAGAAUUCUUCGUUAUCUCAAAUCCACCCCCACUUAUGGCAUUCAUCUCAGCAAAGGUUCUUCUCAACUCACAGCUUAUUGUGAUGCCGACUGGGCAGGUUGUCCUGACAAUCGUCGCUCAACAACUGGGUUUUGCAUCUUUCUUGGCAAUAAUCUAAUAUCUUGGUCCUCCAAAAAGCAGCAAACAGUUGCUCGUUCUUCGACAGAAGCCGAAUAUAGAGCCCUAGCCACAACCACUACUGAAGUUCUUUGGCUAUGCACACUUUUGAGAGAAUUGCACAUCUCUUUGCCCUCCCCACCAUUGCUCUUUUGUGACAAUAUUAGCGCCAUUGCUCUUGCUGCCAAUCCUAUUUUCCACGCUCGAAUGAAACACAUUGAAGUUGACUAUCACUUCAUUCAGGAUUUGGUCAUCGCCAAGGCCAUUUCCAUUCUUCAUGUUCCUUUGCACUCUCAACUAGCCGACAUCCUUACCAAAGGCCUUUCAAUUGAUCGUUUUCGCACUCUCAACGACAAGCUCAUCACUAGGUUACCCACUAUGAGCUUGCGGGGGGAUGAUAAACAGAGUACACAAUCAUAG